This is a messenger RNA of Sinocyclocheilus grahami, 866 nucleotides long. RefSeq names its product endoplasmic reticulum aminopeptidase 2-like. NCBI's taxonomy places the organism in Eukaryota, Metazoa, Chordata, Actinopteri, Cypriniformes, Cyprinidae. Gene Ontology annotation, biological process: proteolysis; peptide catabolic process. The transcript has 3 exons. Bases 17 to 370 code for a protein of 117 amino acids. The record is from RefSeq and is a predicted model, not a curated record. Gene Ontology annotation, molecular function: peptide binding; zinc ion binding; metalloaminopeptidase activity. Gene Ontology annotation, cellular component: cytoplasm; membrane.
AUUAUUACAGCUUGGAAUGGGUGGAACUGUAAUAAAAACACAGAAUUUACCCAGUCUCAUAUACAUGGUGGCCAGAAAUCCAGUGGGCCAUUUUCUUGCAUGGGAUUUUGUGAAGAAACAUUGGAAUGAGCUGGUAGAAAAGUUUCCACUGGGAUCAUUUGGAAUCCGAAAUAUAAUUGUAGGUACUGUAACUCAGUUCUCAUCCACUGAAGAGUUGAGAGAGGUUGAGGAUUUCUUCAAGUCCAUCACAGAGCAGGUAUCUCAGCUGCGUGUCAUACAGGUGGCCACAGAAAAUGUGGAGAAAAACAUUAUGUGGCUCACGAGGAAUCUAGAGACCAUGAGGACUUGGUUGCAGCAAAGACUCAACUAAAAUGCAAAAAGAAGACCAACAUUUCGCAUUAUACUAGUUUUUACUAGUAUAUUGAUCAGGAUCAGCUCAGAAACUCCACUUUACAAGUUUUCUACCGUUUGCAUUUUUCAGAUCGAUUAACUGCGCAUAUAAUGCAUGAUGUGUUUGCUUUUUUGGUUUACUUAGAUAAAGAGGUUUAGAAACAGCUAUGCCGUUUCAAACCUCUAAUGGUUUUGUCUUGGUGUUUUCUUUGCCUCUGAUUGGUCUCUUGACAGCUGUGCCACAUUUUCUAACUAAUGUUAAUAGGACUCUGCCUAUUAAUUAGGGGCAUAAAAUCAUACUUGAAGACUGAACAUUAAUGAACUGAAUAGGGUUUGGAAUAAAAAUAAAUAUUUUUUUAUAAGGGUUGAUGCAACUGAGUCUAGCCAAAAAACUAAAAUGUGUUCUUAUGAAACAUGACAAAGACAGAAAAUGUAUUAGAAUGAGGUAUGAAAAUAAAUUUACACUUUUGUUAAAA